GCACCCGGAAGCGGCGCGGAGCGGCCGCCGGUGCCGCCCCCGGUACCGCUGCCGUUCCCGUCAUGUGAAGCGACGGGACGGGCUCCCGCAGGCCACGAUGGAGCCCACGGCCUCGCAGGUGUUCUGCGGCAGAGUGCUGGGCAUGGUCAACGCCGAGGACGUCAACGCCAUCAUCCUGGCGCAGAAAAACAUGUUGGAUCGGUUUGAGAAAACCAACGAGAUGCUGCUCAACUUCAACAACCUGUCCAGUGUCCGCAUGCAGCAGAUGAACGAGCGCUUCCUGCACCACACCAGGACCCUGGUGGAGAUGAAGAAGGACCUGGACAGCAUCUUCCGGAGGAUCCGGACACUGAAAGGGAAGUUGGCAAAGCAGUACCCAGAGGCUUUCAGCAACAUCCACGAAUCCCCCAUCCUGGAGGACGACGACGACUUCGACCCUGUCCCCAAGAGCACCACGACCACCAUCGCUACCUCUGAGCAGAGCACCGAGUCCUGUGACACCAGUCCCGAUGUCAUCUCCCCCACCACCAGCCAGGAUUUCGAGGAUUUAUCCCAGGGCCAGUACGAGGGCCCGGCCAUGAACGGACAGAGUCUCACAGACGAGGACACGGCCAGCGGCCUGGACUAGGAGCCACGUCCUGGAGAACUUUCUAUCCUGUAUUUAUAUUUGUGUGUCGCUUUUUAUUUUUUUUCUUUUUUUUGCCUCGGGAAGAGGGAAGCCAAGGCUGGGAGAAGCUGAGGGAGGAAGGUGCUG
Molecule: messenger RNA, 754 nt
Organism: Oenanthe melanoleuca
Lineage: Eukaryota; Metazoa; Chordata; Aves; Passeriformes; Muscicapidae
Gene: KXD1
Product: KxDL motif containing 1
Exons: 5
Coding region: 98-628 (176 amino acids)
Biological process (GO): lysosome localization
Cellular component (GO): BORC complex
Source: RefSeq, a predicted model, not a curated record